Messenger RNA from Hypoxylon trugodes, 369 nucleotides. RefSeq lists its product as uncharacterized. Bases 1 to 369 code for a protein of 122 amino acids. The transcript has a single exon. The record is from RefSeq and is a predicted model, not a curated record. NCBI's taxonomy places the organism in Eukaryota, Fungi, Ascomycota, Sordariomycetes, Xylariales, Hypoxylaceae.
AUGUCAUGGGCGGGUCCUAAUUUGGCCCGUCUUAGCCGUAUAUCCCCUAUAAAAAAACAUUCCCCGCAGUCCCAGCACUUCCAUAAUAAUCUUGAAGCCACAAUGGAGGAGGUCUUGAAGUUAUACAAAGCAAAGGCCACUGCUGCUGCUGCAAUCAAGCAGACGGAUACACCAUCGACGACCCCGGCAAAGAGAAAAGCGGAUGCACCUCCCGCUGAUGCCGUCGCUAACUAUGGCAACAAGGAAGAUCAAAAGGCAGCCGAUGCUGACAUCGCUGCCGGCAAGGAACCUGAGGAUAACCAACCGCAAAAACGUAGACGAGGGCGUCCUCCGAAAAGUCGUGGAGAACAGUACGGCAAGCACGCAUAG